AUGCCCAUGGACCUGAGUCACGGAUGGCAGACCGGGCUCCAGAAAGGACUGGCUUCUCCUCCAAACCACCUCACGAUCACCACCGUUUCCAACGUUCUCGGGAGAGGCUGUUACUACAGAACUGCCUUUUUCCGCAACAGCUUCAGAUUCAGCACCGAGUGGCAGCACGGACCCCAGCCGGCGCCAGCGUCGCUGCCGCCCGGGAGCCCCGCGCCCACGCCUCCCUUCGCACUUGGCGGCGCCGACGGGAUGCCCGCAGCCAUGCUCCCCUACGCUUGCGUCCUGGUGCUUUUGGGAGCCCACACGGCAGAGGCAGCCGGGACAGCAGGGGGUGGCCGCCUACACUGGAAAGUUCCCUGCCGGAGGCCCCUGCCCGACAGAGCCCCCGUCACUGCGCUGCUGCCCCCACGGCUCGAGGGACCCUGGAUCUCCACUGGCUGUGAGGUGCGCCCCGGGCCCGAGUUCCUCACUCGCUCCUACGCCUUCUUCCCCAGCCGCCUCUUCCGAGCCCACCAGUUCUACUACAGGGACCCCCUCUGCCAGGAGCCCGCCCACUCCCUGGUCAUCAAGGGCAAGGUUCGCCUGCGCCGGGCCUCCUGGGUCACCCGGGGCGCCACGGAGGCCGACUACCACCUGCACAAGGUGGGCAUCGUCUUCCACAGCCGCCACGCCCUGCUCGACAUCGCCGGGCGCCUCAACCAGACCCAGGCUGGCCGCGACUGUGCCCAGCAGCUGCCCCCGGCCCGGGCCUGGGCGUCCGGGGCGCUGUAUGAGCUGCUGAGCGCAAGGGCCGAGCGGGACUGCGCAGCGGCCCUGGGCUUCACCAUGCACGAGCUCAGCCUGGUCCGCAUGCAGCGCCAUCUGCAGCCGCAGCCCCGGGCCGGGCCCCGGCUGGUGGAGGAGCUGUACCUGGGGGACAUCCACACCGACCGGGCAGAGAGGCGGCACUACCGGCCCACUGGCUACCAGCGCCCGCUGCAGAGCGCCCUGCACCACGCUCACCCCUGCCCGGCCUGCGGCCUCAUCGCCCGCUCUGACGAGCACCAUCCGCCUGUACUCCCCGCCCAGGUGGCGCUGCCCCUGCACCUGGGUGGCCAGUGGGUCAGCCCCGGGUGCGAGGUGCGCCCCGCCGUGCUCUUCCUCACCAGGCACUUCACCUUCCACGGGCACAGCCGCUCCUGGGAGGGAUACUACCACCACUUCUCAGACCCCGCCUGCCGGCAGCCCACCUUCACCGUCUACGCAGCCGGCCGCUACACCAGGGGCACGCCGUCCUCCAAGGUCCUUGGGGGCACCGAGCUGGUGUUCCAGGUCACUGAGGCUCGAGUGACGCCCAUGGACCAGGUCACCACGGCCAUGCUCAACUUCUCCGAGCCGAGCAGCUGCGGAGGCCCGGGGGCCUGGUCCCUGGGGGCCGAGCGGGAUGUCACGGCCACCAACGGGUGCCUGCCUCUGGGCAUCAGGCUCCCCCACGUGGAGUACGAGCUUUUCAAGAUGGAGCGAGACCCCCUGGGGCAGAGCCUGCUCUUCAUCGGACAGCGGCCGACGGAUGGGUCCAGUCCAGACACCCCCGAGAAGCGGCCCACGUCUUACCAAGCGCCCCUGGUGCUCUGUGCCAGGGCAGCCCGGGGCCUCUCCAGUGAGGGGCGCUGUCCUCGAGUGGCCCUUCUCCCCUCCGGGCUCCUAGUUCUCGGGCUGGCCGUCCUCCAGAGGCUAUGA
Molecule: messenger RNA, 1719 nt
Organism: Molossus molossus (Pallas's mastiff bat)
Lineage: Eukaryota; Metazoa; Chordata; Mammalia; Chiroptera; Molossidae
Gene: APCDD1L
Product: APC down-regulated 1 like
Exons: 6
Coding region: 1-1719 (572 amino acids)
Biological process (GO): negative regulation of Wnt signaling pathway
Cellular component (GO): plasma membrane
Molecular function (GO): Wnt-protein binding
Source: RefSeq, a predicted model, not a curated record